AGCAUUGGGUGACUGAGAGAUGGGGGGCAUUAGCCCCCAGUUGCUGCCUCACCCCACGACCCAUUUAGAAAGGACUGGGCAGGGGUGGGGUGCCCCAGAGGCCUCCCCAAAUUGCCUGUCCCUGCAUGUUGUUUUCUGCAGCUGGCAGGGAGGAAGGGAGGGGCGGGCCAGGUGUCGAGUAGCGAGGAAGGGACAGGUGGGGGCAGAUGUGGGGACAUCUCCACAUUCAUGCCCAUCAGGGCCUCCCGUUUGGUGGAAACAGUAGAAACUGAACCCAGGCUGGCCAUGGCGAUCGGGUGACACGUGUGGGUAUAUAGGUGCCAGGGGCAAGUGAGGUUUCAGAGUCCUGCCCUCCCCCAGGUCUGAGAUGUGUGGGGAGGGGUGGGCAGGUACCCUUUCUGCACCCCCAGAGGCCCUGAGAACUCUGUUCCCUCUCCUAAUCACAGUGCCCCCACCCUAGCCUUAGUUUUGGACACCAGGGUCCCCAGGGUGGAGUCUGGGAGUCAUGACAAGAGGAAACAGGUAGAGCUUGAUGCCAGCAUCCCAGAAUGCUAAAAGCUAGAAUAGUGGGCUUCCAUGCUGUUGGAGUACCAGACUGUAAAACUGUUAGAAUAUCAGAAUCACAGAUAGUUGAAAUAUACAUCCCAGGUCAUUGAAUUCCCCUGAUAUUAAAGUGUUCAAAUAUCAGAAUCCUAGGUUGUUGAAAUACUAAAAUGUUAAAGUGUUGGAAUAUUAGAUUCCUAGGUUGUUGGAAUCCUAGAAUGUUAAAAUGUUUGAAUUUUGGAAUGCUAGGUUGUUGAAAUCCUUUAAUGCUAAGAAAUUCAAAUAUUAAAAUCCUACUUUGUCAGACUCCUAGAACACUAAAAUAUUAGAGCAUUGCUAAUCUAGGUGAUCAAAAUCCUAAAACAUAAAAUGAUAUGUGGGAACCUGGAAUGUAUAAUUCUAUAAUGCGAGCAUGUUGGAAUCGCAAAAUAGCCAAAUACUGGGAUCUUCUCAGACUGCUGGAAAUGAAUCCUUUGGGCUUCAGAGAAACAUGGGGCCAACUCCCCCAUUUUACAGACAAGGAAACUGAAGCUUAGAGAAAGACGUCCCAGGUGGUCAGGGCCAAGGCAGUUGUGGUCGCCUGCGGACCCUGUGUCACCAGCAAAAACAGGGCUUUGCCCAUCAACGCCCAAAUCUAGCAGGUCCAGCCCCUACCCCCAACUCAGUCGGCUCCGUGGGAAGCUGGGGGGGGGUGCAGGUUGUCCUGUGCGAGAAAUUUUUUGUCCAGUGGUCAAAUCCCCAGCCUGCCCCCCUCAGGCCUCACCGGAGUUUUAUUUUUCUGUCCUCCGGGUCCAGGUGUGUUAGGGCCCCUUUCCUUCCUUCCGAGGCCCCACCUGGGCAGUUUCACUUUCUGUUCUACCAGGUUUCAUUUCCUGCCCCCCCACCCCCAAGCUGGCGACCUGGACACCUGGGUUCUUUGAGCUUCGGGUGGGGGGCACCCUCCCUAUUUCCAGCCCUCUUGCUCUAGCUCCCCCCAUCCCCGUUCCCUGGAGUCCCCAAAUCCCCUCCUUCCGGCUCGCCCCGCCCCAAAGCUGGGCCUCCUGCCAGUUCCCUGAGUGUGGCUUCUACGGCCUUUAUGACAAGAUCCUCCUCUUCAAACAUGACCCCACAUCGGCCAACCUCCUGCAGCUGGUGCGCUCGGCCGGAGAUAUCCAGGAGGGCGACCUGGUGGAGGUGGUGCUGUCGGCCUCCGCCACAUUCGAGGACUUCCAGAUCCGCCCGCACGCCCUCACGGUGCACUCCUACCGGGCGCCUGCUUUCUGCGACCACUGCGGGGAGAUGCUCUUUGGCCUCGUGCGCCAGGGCCUCAAAUGCGACGGCUGCGGGCUGAACUACCACAAGCGCUGCGCCUUCAGCAUCCCCAACAACUGCAGUGGGGCCCGGAAGCGGCGCCUGUCGUCCACGUCCCUGGCCAGUGGCCAUUCGGUGCGCCUUGGCACCUCCGAGUCGCUGCCCUGUACGGCUGACGAGCUGAGCCGUAGCACGACCGACCUCCUGCCUCGCCGCCCCCCGUCGUCCUCCUCCUCCUCUUCUGUCUCAUCCUACACGGGCCGCCCCAUAGAGCUGGACAAGAUGCUGCUCUCCAAGGUCAAGGUGCCCCACACCUUCCUCAUCCACAGCUACACGCGGCCCACUGUUUGCCAGGCUUGUAAGAAACUCCUCAAGGGCCUCUUCCGGCAGGGCCUGCAGUGCAAAGACUGCAAGUUUAACUGUCACAAGCGCUGUGCCACCCGAGUCCCUAACGACUGCCUAGGGGAGGCUCUUAUCAAUGGAGAUGUGCCGAUGGAGGAGGCCACCGAUUUCAGCGAGGCUGACAAGAGUGCCCUCAUGGAUGAGUCAGAUGACUCCGGUGUCAUCCCGGGCUCCCAUUCGGAGAAUGCCCUCCACGCCAGCGAGGAGGAGGAAGGCGAGGGAGGCAAGGCCCAGAGCUCCCUGGGGUACAUCCCCCUAAUGAGGGUGGUGCAGUCAGUGCGUCACACAACACGAAAAUCCAGCACUACCCUGCGCGAGGGUUGGGUGGUUCAUUACAGCAAUAAGGACACGCUGAGGAAGCGGCACUAUUGGCGCCUGGACUGCAAGUGCAUCACACUGUUCCAGAACAACACAACCAACAGAUACUACAAGGAAAUUCCGCUGUCAGAAAUCCUCACUGUGGAGUCCGCCCAGAACUUCAGCCUCGUGCCACCAGGCACCAACCCACACUGCUUCGAGAUUGUCACUGCCAAUGCCACCUACUUCGUAGGAGAGACACCUGGUGGGGCCCCAGGUGGGCCGAGUGGGCAGGGGGCUGAGGCCGCCCGGGGCUGGGAGACGGCCAUCCGCCAGGCCUUGAUGCCCGUCAUCCUCCAGGACGCGCCCAGCGCCCCAGGCCAUGCGCCACACAGACAGGCUUCUCUGAGCAUCUCUGUGUCCAACAGUCAGAUCCAGGAGAACGUGGACAUUGCCACUGUCUACCAGAUCUUCCCAGACGAAGUGCUGGGGUCAGGGCAGUUUGGAGUAGUCUAUGGAGGAAAGCACCGGAAGACAGGCCGAGACGUGGCAGUGAAGGUCAUCGACAAACUGCGCUUUCCCACCAAGCAGGAGAGCCAGCUCCGGAACGAAGUGGCCAUUCUGCAGAGUCUGCAACACCCCGGGAUCGUGAACCUGGAGUGCAUGUUCGAGACUCCUGAGAAGGUGUUCGUGGUGAUGGAGAAGCUUCACGGGGACAUGUUGGAGAUGAUCCUCUCCAGCGAGAAGGGCCGGCUGCCCGAGCGCCUCACCAAGUUCCUCAUCACCCAGAUCCUGGUGGCUUUGAGACACCUUCACUUCAAGAACAUCGUCCACUGCGACUUGAAACCAGAAAACGUGUUGCUGGCAUCGGCCGACCCGUUUCCUCAGGUGAAGCUGUGUGACUUCGGCUUCGCGCGCAUCAUCGGCGAGAAGUCGUUCCGCCGCUCGGUGGUGGGCACGCCGGCCUACCUGGCGCCCGAGGUGCUGCUCAACCAGGGCUACAACCGCUCGCUGGACAUGUGGUCGGUGGGCGUGAUCAUGUAUGUCAGCCUCAGCGGCACGUUCCCCUUCAACGAGGACGAGGACAUCAACGACCAGAUCCAGAACGCCGCCUUCAUGUACCCUGCCAGUCCCUGGAGCCAGAUCUCGGCUGGAGCCAUCGACCUCAUUAACAACCUGCUGCAGGUGAAGAUGCGCAAGCGCUACAGUGUGGACAAGUCUCUCAGCCACUCCUGGUUACAGGAGUACCAAACGUGGCUGGACCUCCGAGAGCUGGAAGGGAAGAUGGGCGAGCGGUACAUCACGCACGAGAGUGACGACGCGCGCUGGGACCAGUUCGUGGCAGAGCAUCCGCUGCCCGGGCCCGCGCUGCCAGCAGACAGGGAGAUCGGCGGGGCGCUCCCCACGCAGGACCACGACAUGCAGGGGCUGGCUGAGCGCAUCAGUGUCCUCUGAGGCCGUGUCCUCGUCCGGCUGCCACCCUCGACAGCGGCCCUUCACACCAUCCUGGCAACGAACUGUCCUAGGGGAAGCGGCUUCCUGCCUGAACUGGAUGGGACACACAGGGGGUAGGGAAGGGGGAGCUAUUUCCAAAGGCCCCUCCCUGUCUCACCAACAAUUAAAACAGACUCAUCUCUGGCCUCGUGGCCUCGGUCUC
This is a messenger RNA of Microcebus murinus (gray mouse lemur), 4189 nucleotides long. The record is from RefSeq and is a predicted model, not a curated record. Lineage: Eukaryota; Metazoa; Chordata; Mammalia; Primates; Cheirogaleidae.